AUUAAUUACAAGUACUUUCUUCCUCAAAAGCUCAAAUAUCACUCACAAAGUUUACCAAAAAAAAAAAGAGAGAGAGAAGAAAAGUACUAAUAGUUGUGAAAAAGAGUCAUGAAGAUGAGCAGUUCAGCCACUAUGGGAGGAUCCAAGAGAAGGCUUUCAUCAUCAAGUAGAGGACUUGGAGGAGUCCUUAGAGAGCAAAGAGCAAGGCUUUACAUUAUAAGGAGGUGUGUGGUCAUGCUUCUUUGUUGGCAUGAUUAAAACCAAGUCCUCCUUCAAAAAUUAGAAAAAUAUUCCAAGGAAAAAGGGCAAGGAGGAUUAUGUUUUUUUUUUUUUUUUUAGUUUUCUUUUUUGGGGUAAAUUGUAAAUAGAAGUUUGGCGGAUAUUAUGGGAGAGAGUUCAAACAAAAUUUUUGUACGGGAUC
This is a messenger RNA of Morus notabilis, 421 nucleotides long. RefSeq lists its product as uncharacterized. The transcript has a single exon. Bases 109 to 258 code for a protein of 49 amino acids. Gene Ontology annotation, biological process: negative regulation of cell population proliferation. Lineage: Eukaryota; Viridiplantae; Streptophyta; Magnoliopsida; Rosales; Moraceae. The record is from RefSeq and is a predicted model, not a curated record.